Molecule: messenger RNA, 360 nt
Organism: Trichophyton verrucosum HKI 0517
Lineage: Eukaryota; Fungi; Ascomycota; Eurotiomycetes; Onygenales; Arthrodermataceae
Exons: 4
Coding region: 1-360 (119 amino acids)
Source: RefSeq, a predicted model, not a curated record
AUGCUCAUGCUCAUCUCGGAAGAAGAGAAGAAGAAAAAAGAGCUGGAGUUAUUUGAGAGCAGAAGAAAAGCAAAGGGAGAAAAAAAAAAGUUGAAGAGGAAAAAAAAAAGCGAGCGGAGGCGUGAACUACGACGAAGAGAGAGAGAGAGAGAGACGGACAGAGAGAAAGGAAGAGAGGAGAGAAAAGAAGAAAAGGGCAAUCGGCCGCAAGAACAGGUACCAGUUUACGCGGCAGAAGAGGAAGAAGAGGAGGAGAAGAAGAAGAAGAAGAAGAAGAAGACUGAAGACGGCGAGAUGGCGAGAAGCAAGGUACCACACAGGGCCGAACAGAAGGCCGGCGGAACAAAGGCAGCAAAUUAG